Molecule: messenger RNA, 1686 nt
Organism: Cynocephalus volans (Philippine flying lemur)
Lineage: Eukaryota; Metazoa; Chordata; Mammalia; Dermoptera; Cynocephalidae
Gene: MMP21
Product: matrix metallopeptidase 21
Exons: 7
Coding region: 1-1686 (561 amino acids)
Biological process (GO): proteolysis; collagen catabolic process; extracellular matrix organization
Cellular component (GO): extracellular matrix
Molecular function (GO): zinc ion binding; metalloendopeptidase activity
Source: RefSeq, a predicted model, not a curated record
AUGCUCACUGCCUCCAUCUUCCGUCCGACUCUGCUGCUCUGCUGGCUUGCUGCCCCCCAGCCAGCCCAGCCUGAGGCACUCUUCCAUAGCCGGGACCACUCGGACCUGCAGCUGUCGCCCCUGCACCAGGCCAAGCCCAUCGCUGACCUCCAUGAUGCUCAGCGCUUCUUGUCCAGGUACGGCUGGGCCGGUGCGCCCGCGGCCGGGGGUCCCAGCCCCGAGGGGCCGCCGAAGGUCCCCGCGGGCGCCGCCCUGGCCGAGGCCGUGCGCAGGUUCCAGCGGGCGAACGCGCUGCCGGCCAGCGGGGAGCUGGAUGCGGCCACGCUGGCGACCAUGAACCGGCCGCGCUGUGGCGUCCCCGACACGAGCCCGCCGCCCCCGGCCGCCCGGUCGCCGCCGCCCCGGGCCCGCCCCCGGCGCUUCCUGCAAACGCUGCUGCCGCGCAGGAGGCGACAGGAGACGCCGGCCCCGGGCGCCGCCAGGGCUUUCUCCAAGAAGACCCUGAGCUGGAGGCUGGCGCGCGAGGCCCCCAGCGGCCAGCUGUCGCUGCACGAGCAGAGGGCCAUCUUCACACUGGCCUUCAGAAUGUGGAGCGAGGUGACGCCGCUGCACUUCCGCGAGGACCUCACCGCCCCCGGGGCCACCGUCGACAUCAAGCUGGGUUUUGGGAGAGGCCGGCACCUGGGCUGUCCUCGGGUUUUUGACGGGAGCGGGCAGGAGUUUGCACAUGCCUGGCGCCUGGGAGACAUUCACUUUGACGACGACGAGCACUUCACGCCUCCCAGCAGCGAUGCGGGCAUCAGCCUUCUCAAAGUGGCCGUGCAUGAGAUUGGCCAUGUCCUCGGCCUGCCUCACAUCUACAGGACGGGAUCCAUAAUGCAGCCCAAUUACAGUCCGCAGGAGUCUGCGUUUGAGCUGGACUGGUCAGACAGGAAAGCAAUUCAAAAGCUGUACGGUUCAUGUGAAGGAUCAUUUGAUACUGCAUUUGACUGGAUUCACAAAGAGAGAAACCAAUAUGGGGAAGUGACGGUGAGAUUUAGCACAUAUUUUUUCCGCAACAGCUGGUACUGGCUUUAUGAAAAUCGAAACAACAGGACACGCUACGGGGACCCUAUCCAAAUCCCCAUUGGCUGGCAUGGGAUCCCCACACAGAACAUAGAUGCUUUCAUCCACAUCUGGACGUGGAGAAGAGAUGAACGUUAUUUUUUUAAAGGAAAUCAAUAUUGGAGAUACGACAGUGACAAGGAUCAGGCCCACACAGAAGAUGAACAAGGAAAACGCUACCCCAAAUCGAUUUCAGAAGGAUUUCCUGGCAUCCCAAGUCCCCUGGACACUGCCUUUUAUCACCGAAGACAGCAGUUAAUUUACUUCUUCAAGGAGUCCUUUGUUUUUGCAUUUGAUGUCAACAGAAAUCAAGUACUUAAUUCUUAUCCAAAGAAGAUUACUGAAGUUUUUCCAGCAAUAAAACCACAAGACCAUCCUUUCAGAAGUAUAGAUUCAGCUUACUACUCCUAUGCACACAACUCAAUUUUCUUUUUCAAAGGCAAUGCAUACUGGAAAGUAGUUAAUGACAAGGACAGACAACAGAAUUCUCGUCUGCCUUCUAAUGGUUUACUUCCAAAAAAGUCUAUUUCAGAGAAGUGGUUUGACGUUUGUGAUGUCCAUACUUCCACACUGAACAUGUAA